AUGUCUAUGUCAAUCGAGGAAUGCGCCCCUUUUCGGCCUGCAAAGCCCGCUCCCCCCACGCCCGAGAAUGUCUUUGAGCAACUCUCCAUGAAGGGUCGGCUGGUGUGCAUCACCGGCGCCUCCGACGGCAUCGGAUGGGCGGUGGCUGAAGCCAUGGCCGAGGCCGGCGCUAACCUUGCCCUGUGGUACAACACCAACGACGCCGCCCGGUCCAAGGGCGCACAGCUGGCGGCGAAACACGGCGUCACGGUCAAGGCCUACCAGGUCGAAGUGUCGGACCCGUCGCGCGUGCAGCAGGCCGUCGAGGAGGUGGCCGGGGACUUUGGCCGUCUCGACGUCUUCGUGGCCAACGCCGGCGUGGCCAUCUCCAAACCGAUCCUCGAGCAGACGGUGGAGGAGUACCGCAAGCAGAUGGCGGUCAACGUGGACGGCGUGUUCUUCUGCGCCAAGUACGCCGGCGAGGUCUUCAAGCGUCAGGGCCGGGGUAAUCUGAUCAUCACGUCCAGCAUGUCAGCCCACAUCGUCAACGUGCCGCUGGACCAGCCCGUCUACAACUCCACCAAGGCCGCCGUGACGCACCUGGGCAAGAGCCUGGCCCGCGAGUGGCGCGACUUUGCGCGCGUCAACGUCGUGAGUCCCGGCUUCAUCCACACCAAGAUGGGCGCCCCGCCGCCGAGCGCCAACGAGGCGAACCGCAUGGCCGUGCUGGGCCGCCAGGGCGAGGUCCGCGAACUCAAAGGCCUUUACCUGUAUCUGGCCAGCGACGCGUCGAGCUUCCAGACCGGAAGCGACGUCCUCAUCGACGGAGGCUACACCUUACCCUGA
Fonsecaea erecta is the source of this 825-nucleotide messenger RNA. RefSeq lists its product as hypothetical. The transcript has a single exon. Gene Ontology annotation, cellular component: intracellular anatomical structure. Lineage: Eukaryota; Fungi; Ascomycota; Eurotiomycetes; Chaetothyriales; Herpotrichiellaceae. Bases 1 to 825 code for a protein of 274 amino acids. Gene Ontology annotation, molecular function: oxidoreductase activity, acting on NAD(P)H, oxygen as acceptor. The record is from RefSeq and is a predicted model, not a curated record.